Messenger RNA from Delphinapterus leucas (beluga whale), 2116 nucleotides. NCBI's taxonomy places the organism in Eukaryota, Metazoa, Chordata, Mammalia, Artiodactyla, Monodontidae. The record is from RefSeq and is a predicted model, not a curated record.
AUGCAAGCCAUUGGGGCAGCCUUGGAGCUCAGGUCUGUCAACCUGUAGAACGCCAGCAACAACCAGGAGCAUCACACGCAGGAGAUGGGCCUGCAGUGGCUCAUCAUGUGCCGUGGUGAGUCCUUCACAAUCCAGCUGCAUUUCAACAGAUGCUUCCACUCUGGGAACGACUACAUCAUCUUUGUGGCUGAGAGAGAAGACACUGUCUACUUGGACGGUGAACCCCAGAGGCAGGAGUAUGUCGUGAAUGAUUACAGCUUCUAUCAAGGGAACAAGAACUGGAUCUGUCCCUGCCCCUGGAACUAUGGACAGUUGGAAGAGAAUAUCAUAGACAUCUGCCUGGAGCUGCUAGAAAAGAGCCUGAACUUCCAGAUUGACCUAGCCACAGACUACGCCCUGCGGGGCAGCCCCGUCCACAUCAGCAGAGUGGUGUGUGCCAUGAUCAACAGCAACGAUGACCGUGGGGUGCUCAAUGGAGACUGGAGCGAGAAUUACUCAGACGGCAUCAACCCCGUGGAGUGGACGGGCAGCGUGGCCAUCCUAAAGCAGUGGCAUGCCACAGUCUGCCAGCCAGUGUGCUACGGGCAGUGCUGGGUCUUUGCCGCUGUCAUGUGCACAGUGAUGAGGUGCCUGGGGAUCCCCACCCAAGUAAUCACCAACUUUGACUCUGGCCACGACACAGACGGAAACCUGAUCGUAGAUGAGUGUUAUGACAACACAGGCAGGAUUUUGGAGAGUAAGAAGAAGGACAGUGUCUGGAAUUUCCGCGUCUGGAAUGAGUGCUGGAUGGCCCGGAAUGACCUCCUUCCCGGAUACGGAGGCUGGCAGGUUCUGGGCACCACACCUCAGGAGAUGAGCAACAGCCACUACUGCUACGGCCCUGCCUCCAUCAGAGCCAUCAAAGGAGAGGUGGAUCUGAACUAGGACACAGCCUUCGCCUUCUCCAUGGUAAAUGCUGACUGCAUGGCCUGGCUGGUCUUUGGAGGCAAGGAGCAGAAACUUCACCUGGACACCAAUUCUGUUGGCAAUUUUAUCAGCACCAAGAGGAUCCAGAGUGAUGAGCGGGAUGACGUCACAGAAAACUGCAAGUACGGAGAAGGUUCCCUCCGGGAGAGGCAGGUGAUUCUGAAGGCUCUUCAGAAGCUGAAGCCUGGAAGGUCCCAAGGCUCCCUCCAACAAACUUCCAGGUCCACGCUGCCAAGGGACAGUCCUAGGAGCCUUGCUACGCCUUCCCUUCAGCCCAGUGAUGUUGUCCAGGUCUCCCUGAAAUUCCAGCUGCUCGACCCACCCGACAUGGGCCGGGACAUAAGGUUUGUCCUGCUGGCCCUCAACACGUCGCCCCAGUUCAAGGACCUCAAAUUGAACCUGAGUGCCCAGUCUCUGCUGCAUGAUGGCAGCCCCCUGCCCCCAUUCUGGCAGGACACAGCCUUCAUCACACUCUCUCCUGAAGAAGCAAAAACCUAUCCCUGCAAAAUCCCCUAUCCCCAGUACGGCCAGUACCUGUCCACAGACAAGCUGAUCCGCAUCAGUGCCCUGGGUGAAGAGAAGAGCAGUCCCGAGAAGACCGUGGUGAACAAGAUCAUCACCUUAGCCUAUCCUGGCAUCAUGAUUAAUGCUUUAGGAGCAGCCAUUGUGAACCGGCCGCUCUUCAUACAGGCGAUAUUUUCAAACCCCCUCUCGGAGCAGGUUGAAGAUUGUGUACUGACUGUGGAAGGAAGUGGUCUCUUUAGGAGACGGCAGAGAGUCCUCAUUGGAGUCCUCAAACCCCAUCACAGAGCCAGCCUCACUCUGGAGACUCUCCCCUUCAAGAGUGGCCAAAGGCAGAUCCAAGCAAAUCUGAGCAGCAACAAGUUUAAAGACACCAAGGGUUACAGGAACGUCUAUGUAGACUUUGGGUUAUAAAUUCUGGGACAAUGAGGUGGACAUGUAGAUGUUAAGCUUCAGGGAAAGAGCAAGUUCAAACGCAAGCUGUGCCAUUCCCCACCCAAACAGAGGCUUCUCUGGGCUCCGACAUGAGCAGCAGAGAGAUGCUGGCAAUGGAUAGUCCCCUGGGCCAUUUGCAUAGCUCCCCAGGACUCUGUUAAGGGCCCAGGAAUUCCAUGGUGUCCCGUCCAGA